Messenger RNA from Lagenorhynchus albirostris (white-beaked dolphin), 4389 nucleotides. RefSeq names its product FH2 domain containing 1 (gene FHDC1). NCBI's taxonomy places the organism in Eukaryota, Metazoa, Chordata, Mammalia, Artiodactyla, Delphinidae. Gene Ontology annotation, molecular function: actin binding; microtubule binding. Gene Ontology annotation, cellular component: actin filament; cytoplasm. Gene Ontology annotation, biological process: actin filament polymerization. The record is from RefSeq and is a predicted model, not a curated record.
GCCCUUCCCCGGCGCGCGCCUCGGCCCCGCCGCAGAGCCUACGCGGCGCGUGUGGGCGUCUGUCUGGGCCGCGCACCGGCGCCCGCUCUCUCACUCCUUCCGCAGCCGCCCAGAUAAGGACGCGCUGGGGCUGGCGGCCCGCGGACUCCCCGGGGACUCGGACGGACGCGGCGCCCUCCGAGCCUUUCGUGCGGCCGAGCCUGUGGCGCUUUGGUCCACAACAAAUGAACAAAAACGAAUAUUUAAAGGUCAAUAAAAACCCAAGCCACCAAGAUAAGUCAGUGACCGAGUGGAAGGGGUAACCGUGUGGCAGGAGUGACUCGGGCAGCAUCCCCUUGUGUGUGUGUGUCUCCUCUGCUGGUAGCGUCACAGAAGGAGCAGAAGAGGCACUGAGAAGUUCUGGUGGUUUCCAGAGAGUUAAGCUCCAGAGAGCUUAACCAGAACCCAAAACGAUCGCAUCGGAAGUGACGGUGGAGGUUUGGAAGAUGACACACAACGCAGUUGCCUUUGCUCUGGCGGCAGACUAGCGGGCGGAAAAGUAUGACACAAAUUUGAUGUCGGUGUCUGCUUGUCUGCUUCCCCAAGGUCAAGAAAUUAUCUCCUUAGAAGGCAACAGUACUAUGCACGUUAUGAAUUGUGUCUCCUUGGUCAGUGAUAAAGGAAAUGGGAAUAUUGCCACGACAGCUGGAUUCAUGAUUGGGCAAACGCCGCCACCACCACCUCCUCCUCUACCCCCUCCACCUCCACCAUGCCCAUACUCAGGGAAAGGGUUUCCUCCCCCUCCCCCUCCCCCUCCCCCUCCACUGCCUGGGGGGCCUCCGGUCCCCCCUCCCCCCCCAGGACUACCCCCAACCUCUCACCUGAACGGCUACAGCCACCUCGGUAAGAAAAAGCGGAUAAGGAGCUUUUUUUGGAAAACCAUUCCAGAGGAGCAAGUUCGUGGCAAAACCAACAUCUGGACCUUGGCAGCCAGGGAGCAGCAUCACUACCAAAUUGAUACAAAGAGCGUCGAGGAGCUGUUUGGGCAGCAAGAAAAUACCACCAAGUCUUCCCCUUCUGGGCGAGGAGGGCCUUUAAAUUCGUCCUUCAGGGAGGGCAGAGAAGAGAUUACUAUCUUGGAUGCAAAACGAAGCAUGAACAUUGGGAUAUUUCUAAAGCAGUUUAAGAAGUCUCCUCUGUCCAUUGUGGAAGAUAUUCAUCAAGGAAAGAGUGAGCAUUAUGGAUCAGAGACAUUACGUGAAUUUCUUAAGCUUUUGCCAGAGUCAGAGGAGAUAAAGAAACUAAAGGCAUUUAGUGGAGACGUGGCCAAGCUGUCCCUAGCAGACUCCUUUCUGCACUGCUUAAUUCAGGUGCCAAACUGUUCACUGCGGAUUGAAGCCAUGGUGCUAAAGAAAGAAUUUUUGCCCUCUUGUUCUUCUCUAUACACAGAUAUAACCAUUCUAAGAACCGCUACAAAAGAGCUGAUGUCAUGUGAGGAACUACAUUCGAUAUUACACUUGGUGCUGCAAGCAGGGAAUAUCAUGAAUGCAGGAGGGUAUGCUGGCAAUGCAGUAGGAUUUAAACUAUCUUCUUUGCUCAAAUUGGCAGACACAAAAGCAAAUAAACCUGGGAUGAAUCUCCUGCACUUUGUUGCACAGGAAGCCCAGAAGAAAGAUGCCGUGCUUCUAAACUUUUCUGAAAAAUUGCAUCAUGUUCAGGAGGCUGCUAGAUUAUCUCUGGAUAACACAGAGGCAGAGCUGCACUCGCUCUUUGUCAGGACAAGAUCUCUAAAGGAGAACGUCCAGCGGGAUGGUGAGCUCCGUCAGCAGAUGGAAGAUUUCCUUCAGUUCGCCCUGGGAAAGCUGGCGGAGCUGGAGCGCUGGAAGCAAAAGCUCCAGGACGAGGCCCACACCCUCAUCGACUUUUUCUGUGAAGACAAAGACACCGUGAAACUGGACGAGUGCCUUCAGAUAUUCAGAGACUUCUGUGUCAAAUUCAACAAAGCAGUGAAGGACAACCACGACCGCGAGGUGCAGGAGCUGAGGCGCCUGCAGCGGCUGAAGGAGCUGGAGCAGAAACGGCAUUUCUGGCCGGCUGGGGAGCUUGGAUUCGGCCGGAGCAGCAGUGAGAAUGACGUGGAGCUGUUGACUAAGAGGGGCGUGGAGGACCUGCCGCCUUUCCUGCACUCCAGGCCCAUCAGCCUCUCCUACCGGCCCCCCAACACCCGCCGCUCCCGCCUCUCCCUGGGCAUCGUGGCCGACCGGGAGCUGCUGACCUUCCUGGAGAGCUCCACUGACAGCCCCGAGGAGCUCAAGUUCCACAGCUUGCCCCGGAGCUGCCCCUGGCAGGCCCCGGCCAGCGGAGCCCGGACGGAGCCUGGAGGACAGAGGGACCAGGGCUCCAGCCCAGCACACAGACCUCCGGUCUCGGAGGGCCAGGAGGAAACCCCCCACCCCACCUCCGCUUGGCCGGGGCAGCUCCCGGCGCCCCGACCUGAAGAACCCGCCCCCGCCUUACCCCGGGUUCGGCGCAAUGGGGUCAGCAUCCUCCGAAAGAGGAACAGCGAGCCCGUGGGCCUGGGUUCCGUGCGGUCCCCUCCACUUUCGCCGUUGGCUCUAGGGAUUAGGGAGCAUGAGCUGGUGACGGGUCUGGCCCAGUUCGACCUCCAGGCUGCCAAGGGCCCGGAGGAGCUGGCCCCGCUGACCGUAAAUGACUUCAGCCCAAUGGAGCUGGCGCCCGUGGGGGCUGAGAACCCGCAGUCCCUGGGCGCCAGCAACGGCAGCCCGACGCCCGUGGGCAGAGGUGCCCAGGGGGGUCCCAGCCCGGCCCCGGGGGAUGGCAGCGCUGCCCCGGAUGAGCCCAUCAGCGCGGCUCCAGUAUCUGAGGGCAGCAGCAACCCCGAGAACCAAGAUCCUGGGUCUCUGUUCUACAUCUCGGACACCACCGACUGCUCGCUGACCCUGGACUGCUCGGAGGGAACCGACUCCAGACCCGAAGCGGGGGACCCGGGGGAGGGGGGCGACGGGGAGGGCUGGGCUGGGGAGACGGGCGGCAGCCAGGUCUCCUCAAACCUUGCCUGCCACCCUCCUGCGGAGGCUCCCACUGCCGCCUCCGCCUCCGGCGGCUCCCUCUCAGGGAAGAGCGAGCCGGACAGCAAGGGGGGCGUGCCCAAGGACAGGCCGGCCAGAGGGAGGGAGGUGAUGGCCCCGAAGAGAAGCCCCCUCAAAGACGCGUCGACGGGGGCGUCCAGGGCUGGGCCUGCCCGGCGGGGGCGCGGCAGGGCGGGGCCGGUGCGGACGCUGACGGGCUGGGAGAGCGAGAGCAUGCGCAAGGUCGUGCCCAUUUCGCGCUCCGGCCGCGCCCCCCCACCCGGCAAGCGCGCCCCCGCGAGGGGCCCCGUCGGCGCUAACCCGCCGGCGCCGCUGUCGCGCCGCAGCUCGGUGCUGGGGACCCCGAACGCGUCGCCCGGGAGGCCUUCGACGGCGGUCCGGCCCGGGAGGGAGCCCCCAGCGCCAACCAGGAGCUCCUUCAGGAAGCCCAGCGCCAAGCCCCUGCGCAAUGUUCCACGGCAGAAGCCCGAGGAGAACAAGAUCUGCCGCUCCGGCUCCCAGGGCCCCGACAGCCCCGAGGAGCCGCCCCGCGCCCCGCCGGCCCCCAGCGCGCCCCGUGGCCCGGCCCCGGUCCCCAGCUUCGCCCGCAACACGGUCGCCUCCUCGUCUCGGUGCCAGAGGACCGACUCCCCGUCUGUGGCCAGAUCCCCGGGCCUCACCCGGACCGUGUCGCAGCGGCAGCUGAAGGUGAAGGGUGGCCCCGAGGACGCCGCCCCCAAGGACAGCGGCGCCCUGCGGCGGGCCGGCAGCGUCCGCGCCCCCCGGAAGGGGCCCGAGUCAGCCGAGGGCCCCGGAGACAGCGCCCAGGCCCCGCCGAAGGGCCGCGGGGCCGGGGAAAGGGCCUCCUUCCGGCUGAAGGACGCCUGUCGGGGGGCGCUGGGGAAGGGGCUCCAUCCCUUGUGGAAGUGAGAGGCGUCCGCGCUCCCCGCUCGCGUCCUGGGGUUCGGGUGGUGAGGACUGAUUUCUGCGAAAGGCCGACCCCGAAUGUCUAUUCCACAUAAAGUCCGCCGGGGCCACCUGCCAGUGCUCCUGUCACCGAAGGUGCAGCCGUGGGGCCCGCCCACCAUGCCGCGCUGACUCUGGCUGGAUGAACUGCCGGUCGGACGUCCUGCCGCCACGGGUAGGCAUCCCCACCCGCGCCCCGGAGGUGGACCAGGCGGACCCCGUCUCCCAAACAGACCACAGAGACCCGUGAACGACUCAGACGAGGAAAAUGACUUUCCUAUGUAACAAGUAAAGAAGAUUUGGGGCCAGUUUUUAUGUAUCAAUGACUUAUUUUUUAAUAUAAAAAUUAAACGUU